UGAGAAUAGGCGAGGAGAGUCGAGGGCGCGACUGGCCAUCCGAACACACACUGUUGUUGUUUUGGUGUGGGAGUCUGGUCGGGCUGAUAGUGGCUCUGGCCCCAGUUAUUCCCAAGUUAUUACGGAACUCGGCGAUGGAUAUUAAAUGAAAGAUUUUCUGGACAAAAAUGGUGAAUGACUGUUUGUGUCAGGCUCUGCAAUGGAAAGCAGGUAGUGCAACAAAAUAUAUUUGUCGAGCUAGGAACUAAGUUCUGACCACUGUGAGAGCGGAAAAUAUAUACUGUACCAUAGUUUAUUUUUUAAAGAGUUUUAAAUCUCUGGAUGGUUUGCUUCAAAUAGCUGCUGAAGCAAGGCAGAACAGAUGAAUAUUUAUCAGAUAUCAUCAACUGCAUGAACGGCAUUUAAAUAUGAUAUCAAUGAAACACAGUUCAUCAUUUUUGGUAACAUGUUUGCCUCCAGCAUCGAGGAACUGCGAAGUGUAAAUUGGAAACUGGAGACAAAGUUUACAGUGGUAUAGCAUAACACACUCACACUCAUAUAAUUACACUUUCUCACAAGUGUGUAAUUUUGGGGAUUUUCUCUUUAUUAUUUUAUUAUUGUUUAUAUAUUGAGAACAGUUAUUGUUUAGUUCAUUGCAAAUAGAUUAUAAAAUUACAUUCUCUUAAGCUUUUUUUUUUUUGUCUUGAAGAAUAACUUGGUUGUCAUUUUUUAUUGGAGUCUUAAGUCACAAUUUAACUUUUUAACAGCCUGUGACACCCACACAGUUCUGAGAACAACAUUAUUAGGAACACUUGCAUUUACUAUAAUUACCAAGAAAAAAGAAAAUCCUCAUCAUCAUUAGGAGUUUUCGCUCACAUACACUGGCACUCGGUAUUACGCUGAACUGUCCGACAUCAUUUUGGGGUGAAGUAGAAAAUCAGCAGUGCUACUGCCAUCACCAUGACGCUUAGUGCAGAGUACCAAUGGGCGUACUCCAUCGUGGACUCGUCGCGGGUCUCCACCUUCCUUAUAUCCAUCCUCCUCAUCGUUUACGGCAGCUUCAGAUCCCUUAACCUGGAGCAGGAAGCGAGAGAAAGAGAAUCUGAAAAAGAAAGAAACAAACUUUUGGGUAUAGCUACACCAGCUUCCUCUAAUGAUAAUAGUAACUUUUUCUCUGCAGAUGUACAAACGCUGGACACAAUGCAAGCACUGUGCUUGCCGCUUGGGGCAUCUGUUUCACUCCUUAUAAUGUUCUUCUUCUUUGACUCCAUGCAGAUGCUCUUUGCUGUCUGCACCGCAAUUAUAGCUACGGUAGCACUUGCGUUCCUCCUGCUGCCCAUGUGUCAGUAUAUAAGCCGACCAUGUUCCGAUAACAAAAAAAUAUCAUUUGGCAUGUGUGGAAGGUUCACUGGGGCAGAGAUCAUGGCGUUCUGCCUUUCAGUGUCCAUCGUAUGCAUCUGGGUUAUGACUGGCCAUUGGCUGCUCAUGGAUGCAAUGGGUAUGGGCUUGUGUGUGGCAUUCAUUGCGUUUGUCCGUCUCCCAAGUCUAAAGGUGUCCACGCUGCUCUUGACUGGCCUUCUUGUGUACGAUGUCUUCUGGGUAUUUUUCUCAUCGUAUCUGUUUAAUGCCAAUGUUAUGGUUAAGGUAGCAACUCGGCCAGCAGACAACCCAGUGGGCGUAAUGGCUCGUAAGCUUCAUUUGGGCAACAUGGGACGAGAGGCUCCCAAACUCUCUCUCCCGGGCAAGUUGGUCUUCCCAUCCAUGCACAACAGUGGCCACUUCUCUAUGCUUGGCCUGGGAGAUAUUGUAAUGCCAGGCUUGUUGUUAUGUUUUGUUUUACGGUACGAUGCCUACAAGAAGGCUCAGCUGUUAUCUGCCGAGGCUGGAGUACCACCUCCUUCAAAUUUAAAUAAAAUAAGUUACUUCCAUUGUUCCUUAAUUGGAUACUUCUUGGGGCUAUUGACGGCAACCGUGUCGUCAGAGGUGUUCAAGGCGGCACAACCAGCACUGCUGUACUUGGUACCCUUUACGCUACUGCCUCUCCUCACCAUGGCAUACCUUAAGGGUGAUCUGCGAAGAAUGUGGAGCGAACCAUUCAUCAUUCAGACACAGAGCAAGAACUUGGAAGUGUGACUGAGGGUGAUGCUUAGAGUGUAGCCAUAAGUGUGGUUAGUGUUUAUUCUUAGUAUGAAAAUGUGUGACUCUUGGCAAAACAAGUUUCUGGAUUCUUGGCUGUGUACAUUGCCGUACACGUGAGAAGUGACAAGAAGAGUAUUAUAUGUUUACCUGAGUUACUCCACUUCUCUGUGAAGAGACAAUUCCAGACACCAAAUGUACAUAUAUAUAUAGAUUUAUUAUAUAUAUAUAUAUAUAUAUAUAUAUAUAUAUAUAUAUAUAUAUAUAUAUAUAUAUAUAUAUAUAUAUAUAUAUAUAUAUAUAUAUAUAUAUAUUAAUAUGACAGUAGUUUAGUGUUGAAAUAUUAUGAAAGAAAUUAAAAAUAAUGAUUCAUAAAAAACUAAACAGUACUUCCAUGCCUUUAAAACACAGUGAUGUGGUGUUUUUGUGUGUACAAUACUUUAAAAAAAAUAUCAGUGGCAUCAUGCAGUUGCAGUAGAACCUGGCCAUAGGCGGGUUUGCUAUUGUGUAAAUCGCGUAUUUUUUCUUCCUUAUUGCCCUAUUAAUUGUAGAAAAUAUAUUUUUUUCUUGUACCCAUUGUUGUGAGGUGGCAUAAAGUUGCUGGCAUGCCUUGGGUGACAGUGAGGACUCUAUCGCAAGCACUUCUUAUGCUUUCUGUAGGUCGUAGUUGCUUGCCUUAAGUGUAAGUGCACAAUUACAGUCAUGUAAGACUAGUUCCCAUCUGCUGUCAAUUGGUCAGACUUCAAUGCUGGUGCUGUAUGCCACCCAGUGGAAAGAAAUACUUCUCUUAUACAGUGCCAUUGUAUGGUCAGAUGCAUCACUGAUGCUAGAUGCCACUAAUUGGUCAGAAGCAUCACACUGAUGCUGGAUGCCUAAUUGGUCAGAAGCAUCAUAGUGAUAAUGCGUCAUCCAGUUUCAAAGUACUCUGCUGAUGUUGUAUAGCACCCAGUGGUUAGAAACUAUGUGCUGGUGGGGAGUUAUUUAAUUGUUAAAAUGUAACCCUUGUACUGUAUGUCAUCUAAUGGUCAUAGAAUCAUCAUUGUUAUCAUUAAUCAUCACUGUCUUGUUCAUAACUUCAAUAUUGAAACUGCCUUGUAGUAGUCAUUAUAACAAGGCUUGCAGCCCAGUAAUUAUAACUGCAGUGUUAGUUUUAGGUUUAUUUGUCACCUAGCAGUUACGUAUAACUGUAAGACCAUCUAGCAGUCAAGGUGUUUAUGUUAAUACCAUCAGCCCCAAUCUACCAUCAAUGGUUGAAGUUACAACCAAAAAAAAAAAAGAGUAGUAUCAGAACCUUAGUGUACAGUGCAUCCUAAUAUUGUAAAUAGCUGAUGUACAGAACAAGAGGACUAUUAAAGUAGCAUGUCAUUGUAUGACACUUGUGGCAGCUGAUUUUAAUCUCGUUUCCCAUUCACUCACUCAGGCUAAGUGUUGGUAUGUGAGAUUGCCUAUAUUGUGUUCUUCUUUUGUGCACUCUAUGGAAAGUCAAAUAUAAAAAUUAUUAUAAUAUUGAAUGGUUACUUGACAACAUUUAAUUUGUUUCUAUUUAUACUUGUUUACUCCUGUUCACUAUAUGAAGGACACAAAUAAUAUCAGUGUUAAAGUUCUGUGCGCAUAAUGAGGUGUGAAAUCACACAAAUAAAAUGGUUAACAAAAUAGAAAUAAAAUGGUUAACAAAAUAGGAAUAAAAUGGUUAACAAAAUAGAAAUAAAAUGGUUAACAAAUUAGAAAUAAAAUGGUUAACAAAAUAGAAAUAAAAUGGUUAACAAAAUAGUGGACACUGAGACUUGCAGCGUAUGACCUCUAGCCCUCAGUUGACCUGAGCACUUCCUUCUGUAGAGGUCAGAGUUGGCACUAAAUAAUGAUCAUAUCUAUUACUUCAUUAAAAUGUAUUUAGGUUUUGUUCACUAUUUUUGCCUCCAAUUAUCUUUGGUCUUGUUUUCCCCUAAAACGUAAGUAAACUGUGCUACAUUAUGAGAAUUUGUUAAAAAAAAAAAAGGAAUUCAUGGAAAGUGUGAACCCAUUUGAUAAAAAGUUCACCUUUGUUGUUGAAUCAGAAAAUAGAUAUAUUGCAUUUACUAGAAAUAAUAUGACUUUGGAAUUAUAUUUUGCACAUUUUGGUGCUUAAAACAAGUUUGGCUAAUUUCAGAAUUAGAAUGUAUGAUAAUUCGAAGUCCAUUUAUUGUGCAUGAUUAAAGCAGAGCACCAUACAACACAAAAUUAAAGAUAAUAAUUAAUAUGCAUAAAUAUUAGCUACUUUACUAAUUGCAGGUUUUCUGUCACAACUUGUCAGUAGAAAAUUGUUUGUGUGUCAUGAUACAUCAGUUGCCGAUUGACUAGCUGCCAUGGUGUGAACAUUGGGAAUGGGCCAGAUAUUGCAGUAUACAUCAUCAAGUCUAGCUAGUUACUGUAUAUUACACCGGUGGAUAAUAUGGUAACCAUCAGGAAACACGUCUUUAAAAUUAGUUGUCAUGAUAUAUCAGUUGAAAUAUGCUAACUUCUAUGACAGCCAAUGAAAAAUAGCUUGUUAUAAUAUGCUAGUUGAAUAUUUGAUAGAUGACAUGAUAUACAAGGUGAAAUAAGCUAGUUGUCUUACUAAACUUGGUAAUCAUUUAAUAGGUGUCAUGUAAUGGUAUAUAAUUAUCUAGCCAUCAUGAUAUUAAAGUUUAAAUUUAGCUAUCAUAAUGGUAGUUUUGGCACAGUUUCACUCCAUAACAACUUUAUAAGCAAUGACUUAAAAGUGAAGUCUGUAAUGUUCUAUUUUGAUGACACAGCCAGCAUGAUUCAGGUGCUAGAACACUCAUUUGUUUAAAGUUUAGUUACGUGUGUAUGUGGUAGUAAGAGUGAAACUCUGGUCAAGUGUUGGAUUCUAUCAAUAGAAACACGAGUUGAGAUUGCAAGGACUGAACAAAAUAAACUCAAUUUACCUCCCAAUCCUCACUUAGUGUGUCUUAGAAACCGCAAAUUAUGCUUAUUUGAAAGCAAUACGUAAAAUUGAAUGCAAAAAUUAAAAUUAGUAUUAUUAUUCGACCACUCUGGAGGAUGUUGUAGUGGGUUAUGUGAGGAUUGAUACGAUGGGAUGUUAGUUAAGGGUUUGCUUGUGUCAAGCACAAAAAUUUAAAUAUUGAUUCCACAUUCUUUUGGCAGAAUCAUUACAAAUUGUGCUAAUGUAAGGUUUAUGAAUUGGUGAUUAAUGCCAGCUUUUAAUAUUUUGUUGAUACUGUAUUUAUUAUACAACAUUAAACUAAAUUAAGGUACAGUAUUUGGAUGUUAAAAAAAAAUAUUAUAUAUAUAUAUAUAUAUAUAUAUAUAUAUAUAUAAUUUAUAUUUAUUUAUAUUUAUUUUCCAAUUAUUAGUUUGCUAAAUUGUGGUUUUAAUGCUGCCAAGGUAAAUUACAUUGUUUUUGUUAUAUUUUCUUAAGGACACUCAAAACAGUGUUUUCAUUGACUAGACUGAUAUGACAUUUCUUUGUAUUAAAAUAAUGUCAUUUUCACCCUGAAUCAUACUCAAAGAAAUUCUGAUUAUCUAACACCAGAAUAAUACGAAGUUGAUAA
This is a messenger RNA of Procambarus clarkii (red swamp crayfish), 5666 nucleotides long. Lineage: Eukaryota; Metazoa; Arthropoda; Malacostraca; Decapoda; Cambaridae. The record is from RefSeq and is a predicted model, not a curated record.